AUGAGAGGCCUCCAGGCCAGCUGCCUCCUGCUGUGCGUGGUGGCCGCCGGCGCCAUGCCCACGGUGCCCUGGCGGGUGGCGUGUCCCCCGCGCUGCGUCUGCCAGAUCCGGCCCUGGUACACGCCCCGCUCCGCCUACCGCGAGGCGGCCACGGUGGAUUGCAACGACCUCUUCAUCACCUCGGUGCCACCAGAGCUGCCCGAGGGCACCCAGACCCUGCUGCUGCAGAGCAACAACAUCGCCAGGCUGGAGCAGGGCGAGCUGGGCUACCUGCGGAACCUGUCGGAGCUGGAUCUGUCGCAGAACAGCUUCUCCGACGUCUGGGAUUUCGGGCUCAGGAACAUGCCCCAGCUGCUCAGCCUGCACCUGGAGGAGAACCAGCUCUCCGAGCUGCCCGACGGCAGCUUCCCGGGCUUGGGGAACCUUCAGGAGCUCUACCUGAACCACAACCGGCUCCGCCGCAUCGCCCCCCGUGCCUUCGCCGGCCUGGGCAGCCUCCUGCGGCUCCACCUCAACUCCAACCUGCUGAGGACGCUGGACAGCCGCUGGUUCCAGAUGCUGCCCAGCCUGGAGAUCCUCAUGGUCGGGGGGAACAAGGUGGACGCCAUCCUGGACAUGAAUUUCCGGCCCCUGAGCAACCUGCGGAGUUUGGUGCUGGCCGGGAUGCAGCUGCGGGAGAUCUCGGAUUACGCCCUGGAAGGGUUGAGGAGCCUGGAGAGCCUCUCCUUCUACGACAACAAGCUGGCAGAUGUCCCCAAGAGGGCUCUGCAGCAGGUGCCCGGCCUGAAAUUCCUGGAUCUGAACAAGAACCCGCUGCAGAGGGUCAAGCAGAGCGACUUCACCAACAUGCUGCACCUCAAGGAGCUGGGCCUCAACAACAUGGACGAGCUGGUGUCCAUCGACCAGUUCGCCCUCAUCAACCUCCCCGAGCUGACCAAGCUGGACGUCACCAACAACCCCAAGCUGUCCUUCAUCCACCCCAAGGCCUUCCAGCACCUUCCGCAGCUGGAGACGCUGAUGCUCAACAACAACGCCCUAAGUGCCUUGCACCGGCAGACGGUGGAGUCGCUGCCCAACCUGCAGGAGAUCAGCAUCCACGGCAACCCCCUGCGCUGCGACUGCGUCAUCCGCUGGGUCAACAGCACCCGGCCCCGCGUGCGCUUCAUCGAGCCCCAGUCCACGCUCUGCGCCGAGCCGCCCGACCUCCAGCGCCGCCACAUCCGCGACGUCCCCUUCCAGGAGAUGACGGAGCAGUGCCUGCCGCUCAUCUCCGCCCGCAGCAUCCCGGCGCGCCUGGAGGCUGAGGUGGGCGACAACGUGGCCCUGCACUGCCGGGCGCUGGCGGAGCCGGAGCCGGAGAUUUACUGGGUGACGCCGGCCGGGGUGAAGCUGCUGCCGUUCGGGGACGAUGGAAAGUUCAAGGUGCACUCCGAGGGGACGCUGGAGAUCCGCGGGAUCGCGGCGCGCGAGGCCGGGCUCUACACGUGCGUGGCUCACAACCUGCUGGGCGCCGACACCCGCGGCGUCCGCGUGCUGGUCAACCGCUCCUUCCCGCUGGGCAGGGCCGAGCUGGAGCUGCUGGUGGUGGACGUCCAACCCUACCACGUCCUGCUGGCCUGGCGGCCGCGCCUCAACGCCGUCUCCUCCAACCUCACCUGGGCCAGCUCGGCGCCGGGCUCCCGGCUGGGCGCGGCGCGGAUCCCGGCGGGCACCCACAGCUUCAACGUCACCCGGCUGCGCCCCGACACCGAGUACCGGGCGUGUCUGCGCGUCACCUUGGUGGCAUCGCCGGUCAGGGUGGCGUGUGUCACCGCCAGGACUAAAGAGGCCAGCCAGGGGAUGCCGUGGGGACAGGGGACGCUGGUGACGGCGCUGCUGCUGUGCCUGCUGCUCCUGGGGAUGGCGGCGCGCGCCGGAUCCCGGCGGGAAUCGCUCCACGGCGCCGGGGCCGUGCGCGUGGUUUAUCCCGUGCGGCCCCGGGGACACCUCCUGGCCGUGGAGGUGCAGGCAGCGCCCCUGGAGUGCUGA
Messenger RNA from Pseudopodoces humilis (Tibetan ground-tit), 2028 nucleotides. It is a transcript of the gene LRRN2, whose product is annotated as leucine rich repeat neuronal 2. NCBI's taxonomy places the organism in Eukaryota, Metazoa, Chordata, Aves, Passeriformes, Paridae. Gene Ontology annotation, cellular component: plasma membrane. Gene Ontology annotation, molecular function: protein binding. The record is from RefSeq and is a predicted model, not a curated record.